Messenger RNA from Orycteropus afer afer, 1380 nucleotides. NCBI's taxonomy places the organism in Eukaryota, Metazoa, Chordata, Mammalia, Tubulidentata, Orycteropodidae. The record is from RefSeq and is a predicted model, not a curated record.
AUGGCCGAGCGGAGCCUGGCCCGGGACCUCCAGGAGGAGGCCACCUGCCCCAUCUGCCUCGACCUCUUCUGUGAGCCCGUGUCGCUCGGCUGCGGCCACAACUUCUGCCGCGCCUGCGUCGACAGCAGCCGGGGCGUCGGGGACGCGCCCUUCCCAUGCCCCGAAUGCCGCGAGCCCUGCGCGCCCCGAAGCCUGCGGCCCAACCGGCCGCUCGGGAGGGUGGCCGCUGCUCUUGGGCGCCUUGGGCCGGCGCAGGGCCCCGGGGGACAGUGCGACCUGUGCACUGAGCACCUGGAGCCGCUGAAGCUCUUCUGCCAGGAUGACCACAGCCCUAUCUGCGUGGUGUGCGACCGCUCCCGGGAGCAUCGAGAUCACCGCGUGGCGCCCCUGGAAGAGGUGGCGCAGACCUACCGGGUGAAGGUACAGGAGUGCAAGCAGAUGACAAUCUCAGAGUUUGAGAAGUUCCGGAAGCUCCUGGCUGAGGAGGAACUGCAGGUCCUGGAGAAACUGGAGGAAGAGGAAGUGGCAAUGAUGCAGGUGCUGAGGCAGGAGGAGCACACCCUGACUGGGCAGAGCCAUGCCGUGGAGGAGCUUAUCUCUGAGCUGGAGGGGCGCAGUAAGCUCCCUGCCUUGGGGCUGCUCCAGGGUCUAGGCGAGAUUCUGAGCAGGGUUAAACAUCUGGAGCUACAUCCCCCAAAGCCCAUUUCCAUGGACAUAAAGACUGUGUGCAGAGUUCCAGGGCUGAUGGAGACACUGCGGAGAUUCCAGGUGGUGGUGACCCUGGACCCUGAGAGUGCGCAUCCUCGCCUGACCUUGUCCGAGGACCGGAGGGCUGUGUUGCAGGCCCAGCCCUGGCAUGGCCAACCUUGUGCAGAGUUGCUGUUCAGGAGCUUCCCGAGUGUGCUAGGGUCUGAGCACCUGUCUGCUGGCAGACACUAUUGGGAGGUGGAGGUGACAGAUGGAAGAAGCUGGUUCCUUGGGGUAUGUAAAGAGGAUGCCAACAGGAAGAACUCUUCCACCUGGACCCCUGACCAUGGGUUCUGGACCAAGGGGGACCUUAUUCCUGCAGGUGCCUUCAGCUCCCAGAAAAUGCCCCAUCCCCGUGUUGGGGUUUUCCUAGACUAUGAAGCUGGGGAACUUUCCUUCUACAACGUGAAUGAAGAAUCCCACAUCUACACCUUCCCUCGGGCUUGCUUCCCUGGGCCCCUGAGGCCCAUUUUCAUCGUACGGUCCUGGUGUCAGACCUGUCUGACCAUUUGUCCAAAGCAAGAAAACAGCACCAAAGAUGUACCCCCUGCUGGUGGAGGGAAGCCUUUGGAGGCAUCUCUGGGGGUCUCCUCAAAGCCCUCUCUGUUUGUGUUUGGAAAUGCCUCUGCCUGA